AUGAAGGAAUCCAAAAAAUAAUUAAUAAUCAAUCUCGAAGCAAUAGAAUUAUAAAAUUUACUAAGAGAUUAAGAUCCAGAAUAAUUAGCAACUUAAGAAGAAGUUCUAAUAGAAUAGAAUAAAAAAUUAUAAGAAAAAGUUAUAAAAUUUAAGCUUAUUGCUAAACUGUCAUAAGAAUAGAGAUAAAGUCUAUAGAAAUUUCUCAUCUAAAUACUCAAAUAAUAAUGA
Molecule: messenger RNA, 228 nt
Organism: Paramecium sonneborni
Lineage: Eukaryota; Ciliophora; Oligohymenophorea; Peniculida; Parameciidae
Source: the annotation of a GenBank genome assembly